This is a messenger RNA of Anopheles merus, 1644 nucleotides long. RefSeq lists its product as uncharacterized. The transcript is spliced from 3 exons. Lineage: Eukaryota; Metazoa; Arthropoda; Insecta; Diptera; Culicidae. The coding region runs from base 1 to 1644 and encodes 547 amino acids. The record is from RefSeq and is a predicted model, not a curated record.
AUGCCAGCUCAACCGCUUAUUUUGUCGUCGACACGAACGAUUUUGAUUGCCAUUUUGGCCCGUUACGAAGAGUUUCUUCAAAACUACCAGCCCGAUAGGGAUUCUAUCGAGGUGGAAACUCGUAUGGCCAAAUUUGACCAAAUAUGCAAGGAUUUGGAGAGCCUUCAACAGCAGCUGGAGGACAGUGCAACCACUGCUGAAGAGAUGACACACAAUGCCGCCCUUAGGGAGGAUUUUGAACGGCGCUUGAUUCGCGUUCAAUCGGCAUUGAAAGCGAAAUAUAGAGAAAUUCCGCGCAGCGAAGUGUCGCAGCAAGGAGCCGACAAGGUGAUCGCUGAUCUGCCGGCGCAUGAUGUUUCCACUCGUGGCUGGAACAUUCCUUCGGAAUUUGUUUUGGCUAACCCGCAGUUCGAUAAAUCAGCCCCGAUUGAUAUCAUCCUUGGUGCUCGUCAUUACGCUUCCUUCUUUACGAACGUAAAAUCGCACGAGCUUGCUCCGAACCUUCCAACUAUGCUGAACAGCGUGUUUGGGUGGGUCAUGAUUGGUCCCACCUCUCCUCAGAAUCCUGCAUCUACGACCGAUUGCACCGCCGCGUCCACAAUCGUCUGCAUGGCAUCCCUGGAGGAGUCUCUCGAACGCUUUUGGAAGCUGGAAGAGUUAAGCGUCAAUGAUUCGUACUCACCUGAUGAGCGGCGAUGCGAAACAUUGUAUAAAGAAACCACUCAGCGCGACGAGUCGGGUCGCUAUAUUGUACGAUUGCCCAAACAGACCGACUUCACGGAAAAGCUUGGCCUGUCUAAAACUACUGCUUUGAGACGCUUCGAGCUGCUGGAGAGGAGGCUAGAACGCAACCCACAGCUCAAGGAAGACUAUCAUACCUUCAUGAAGGAGUAUUUGGAGCUGGGGCACAUGUCGCUCAUGAACAAAGAUAGUGGGGAUGAACAGGCGUACUACCUACCGCACCAUCCCGACGAGCUGCUUGAUAUUGUGUUGCGAUUCCGCACCUACCAAAUAGCACUUGUGGGAGAUAUAGCUAAAAUGUACCGACAAAUAUUGCUGCAUUCUGAUGAUCGUCGAUUGGUGCGCAUAUUCUUUCGAUUUUCGCCGCAAGCUCCGAUCCAAGUAUAUGAGCUCAACACCGUUACAUACGGACUAGCACCUUCCUCGUUUCUGGCUACACGCACACUUAUCCAACUAGCAGAUGAUGAAGGGACUGAGUAUGCGCUUGCACCUGCGGCCCUGAAACGAAACUUUUACGUGGACGACUUCAUUGGUGGUGCCAAUAACGUUCGCGAAGCUGUUCAGCUGCGUAAGGAGUUAUCAGCGCUACUUGCCAAAGGUGGGUUUGAGUUGCGCAAGUGGACAUCAAACAAUCUGAGCGUGCUCUCCGGCUUAAGCACCGAGUAUAUCGGCACACACUCAUCGCUGCAUUUUAUACCCAACGAGACGGUCAAAGCACUCGGCAUCUCGUGGAAGCCGGAAUCGGAUGAGCUGUGUUUUGAAUCCAACACUGAGGCUGAUGAAGCCACGUCGACCAAGCGAUCUAUUUUGUCGAGCAUUGCCAAAAUGUACGAUCCGCUCGGAUUGAUAGCACCGGUGAUCGUGCGUGCUAAGAUGCUGAUGCAGGAGCUAUGGCUACUGUAA